This is a messenger RNA of Adineta steineri, 840 nucleotides long. NCBI's taxonomy places the organism in Eukaryota, Metazoa, Rotifera, Eurotatoria, Adinetida, Adinetidae. The record is from the annotation of a GenBank genome assembly.
AUGAGUGACGAAUCUACGACUGCUGUAGUACCUGAUAUUUCAAAUACUCAUAAAAAUAGUAUAACAAAUGAAACCGGUGAUUCAUCAGAAUCAACUGAUCAACCACCAUUAAAAAAAAGUGCAUCCAAUGUUCCAAUUACACUUAAUAUUCGUUAUAAAACACAAAAAUUUUCCAUUGAAUGUGAUUUAUAUGAUACAUUGGGACAUCUCAAAGAUAAAAUAGAUAAAUUAACUGAUGUUGAACCUCAAGUUCAAAAAUUAGUUAAUAAAUCAAUAACAAGUGUUAAACGAGAUGAUACAACAACAAUAUUAAAAGAUUUAAAUUUAACAGAUGGUCAAACUUUAUUAUUAGUCGGUGCAACUCGUUCAGAAGUUUCAACUACAUCGGGAAUACAAAGUACUGCAAGUAGUAAUAAAGAUUCGACAGAUGAUUAUGCAUCGGGAACAACUAAAAAAGAACCUUUAUGUAAACAAACUAAACAUGAAAAAGUACUUAAAAAUGGUAAACCUGAGAAUGUUCAAGUUGGUAUUCGAAAUCUAAACGAAGAAUUACCAUCAUCAAUUGAGGGUUUAUAUAUGUCAAUGCUAAAUCAAUCAGGUAAAAAAGCACGAUUAACAUUUAAACUUGAACUUGAUGAAUUAUGGAUAAAUACAGCUGAAACUACGAAAAAAAUCCCAAUGACACAAAUUCGUAAUGUAGUUGAUGAACCAAUUGAAGGUCAUGAUGGUUAUUCAAUAGUUGGUUUUCAAACUGGUACAACUGAAAAUUCGAUUAUAUGGAUUUAUUGGUGUCCAUCACAAUAUGUGAAAUCAAUUCGUCGACAGAUUCUCUCGGAUUGA